GACCUUUUCCAAGAUGGUUACAUAUUUUCGUAGUUUUAUCAAAGUGCGCGCUAUGAAAAUAACAAUUUCAAAUACGUUUCAGUUGUUAUGGGAACAUUUAUUAUUGUGCAGAACUUCACAACGUGACUAUCUGUUUUAACGUUUUAGAUAAUUAUUUAGUUAUUCAAUUUUUAAUUUCGCGAAUUGUGUAUUAAAAUACGAGAGUGUCGAUGUCGCCAAUAUAACGUUUUUCGUCCACGCGAUAUCGUUUCCUUCGUAUACGCGUUUAUUACGCAUUGUUUUGAUAUAGAUAAUUCUUGGUCGUUGUUGUUUUUUUUCUCGCGAAUUUUAUCAUUAUUCUUAGUUAUUUCGUCCUCGUGUUUCGCAGUUACCAUGUGUUUUAAUAUUUUCCAAUAUUUUAGUUAAAAGUAAUAAAUGUAGUUUAAUCGAAUAACACGCGAUGUGUGUAUUAAUGUGUGUGAACUCGUGGUGCAACGCCUAGUUUAGAGUUUUCACAUAGGACAUGCUGAUGUUCAACAUUGCAUUUGUUGAUACGUAUUAGAAAAGCCAACGUCACGAUGUCGUCAGUCGGAAGUGAAGGUAGCGAAAGCAGCAACUCUAGCAGAAUCGGAGAAAUCGUCAAGACUGGAUACCUGAAAAAAUUAAAAACUAUGAAAAAGAAAUUCUUCGUUUUACGAGCAGACUCGUCGAAUACUCAGGCGUGUUUAGAAUACUACGAUUCGGGCAAAAAAUGGAAAAAUAAUAAUCCUCCUAAAAGGAGAAUUAUUUUACGGAAUUGUUUCAACAUCAAUCGCCGAACGGAUACGAAACAUAAACACGUUAUCGCUCUGUUCACCGGUAACGAUUAUUUCGGAAUCGUUUUCGAUUGCGAAGAAGAUCUGCUCGAUUGGCUGAAAUUAUUUCUGAUGUAUCAGCAAGGAGAAGAUAUGAUGGAUUGCGGUGUCAUAAAGCCAUUUUAUGAACACGUAUGGAGAAUUACCAUGCAGAAGAAAGAACUAGCCAUCAAGCAUAAUCUACACGGAGUGUUUCUGCUCUGCUUGACCGAUUGUACGAUUUCUUUAGUGAAAAACGCCACCGAAGAAGAACAAGAAACGAAAUAUUACGAGUUUUCGUUACAAAGUAUUCGAAGAUGCGGUAAUUUAGAUUCGUUCGUCUAUAUGGAAUUAGGACAAGCGUCUAGUCUGGGCGCCGGUAAUUUAUGGAUGCAGGCUGAAGAUUCGAACACAGCUCAACAUAUGCAUACGAUUAUCAUGAACGCCUGUACCAAUUGCCCGAAGAAAGAACUUGGGCCGAAAUCGAGAAGUCGUUCGUCGUCCGCUAAUGAGGCGUCCAAACCUCGCAGAUGGCCCAGUAACGGAGAUGACACUCUGUCGAUAUUAUCUCAAUCGAAAAUGCAAUGCCAUUCGGAGCAUCAAACCCUCAGUCCGAAUUCUGUCAGCCAUUCUGUGUUAACGAUGGCGUGUAGCUUCCCUCUAAAUGGUAUCAGUCCUCAUUCGUUAUUUCACAGUAUACGUUCUUUAAAAAGACGUCGCCAUUCAGUGUCAGUUUCGUCGAUGGCAGACGGAAUUCAUCAUCAUCACCAUCAUCAUAAUCUUACGUCUGUCCCAUUCUCGCCUUAUCCUCCCAUCAGAAGGGCUAGUACUGGAACAAGACCAGUGACUUUGACUCCUGGUCCGGCUGCAUUGUUGUCAUCUGCUGCCAGAACAAAUUCAUCUUAUACUGGUCGAGAACGUUGCGAUAGUUUACCAACGAGGCCUAGAAUGACUUUAGAUACAUUGUCGCACGCUAGAAGUGGGAACACUGUGUCUCAUUUGACGCCUGUCAGCGGUAGACCUCAUUCGAUGUACACCAGAGGUGUUCUCUCACCUUCGGGAUGUUCGCAUCCUACUAGUCCUAUGUCAGCCACUUACUCGACUGAUUCAGCCGGAUCAUCUCUAUCGGUGGACGGUGAUAGUGAAAAUUGGUCCGAGAUGGAAAGCAGCACGUAUAUGAGGAAGAUCAUACUGGAAGAGAAUUCCGAAGACUACGUGCAAUGGGGAGGCAAUCAAAAUAAGAAUUUCUUAGCUGAAAACAUUCCUUAUACGAAUAACUCGUGUAGAAGUAUUAAAUCCAUUUGUCAUCACUCCAGUUCUAAUUCCCAAAGCUCUUGUAGUCCGUGCAGUUCGUCACCUCUAGAUGCAGCUGGAUAUCUUCCCAUGAGUCCCGAGUCGGUAGCUGAGAAUCGUACGCGGCAGCAAUUGAACAGAUCGUACGAUUCGGUUAAUCAUAGUCGAGAGAGCAGUAUUCACGAAGACUUGACUGAAGGCUACGUGCCGAUGGCUCCUUUAUCCGUCGAUACUGGCUAUUUAAGCAUGGAUCAGAGUAGUCGAAAACCAGGUGAUAUAUCUCCUGGACUAAGCAGCUGCUCAAUCACAUCCGGUACACCUUCAACGGAUGCCAGAUUAUCCGAAUUCCAUCUCGAUAAAGUAUCCUCGUAUUUGACUCCUUCUGACGAUGAUAUCAUAUUCAAUGUUCGACCAACUAGAGCAUACUCUACAGGCUCGAAGCCGGAUGUUAAUCAAAAUAAAUUUGUCAGAUGCGAUUCAGCGGACGGUCUACGCGUACGAGCAUUUUCAGUAGGCAGCCGAUACGUGGGCCACAAUAUGCCACCGACUCCGCGACGAACGCCCGCAUCGACCAGCACAUCGAGUAUCGAACCUUGCGACGAUCUGAUGGAGAUCGAUUUUAGCGCGAAUAAACUACGUCACCGGCAGCAUUUGCGAACGCGUACACAUCUGAGACACCAAGGCAGCCUGGGCAAUGGCGGCAACGGCAGCAAUGGCAGCAACGGAAUCGUGCACACGAGCAACGAAAAACUAACCGUGCCGCAUAACGCGGCCGCUUUCUCGUCGUCGACUGACUACAUGGAUAUGUCGCCGAAAUCGUCACCGAAGCUGGAAUCGUCGUCUUCUUUGUGCGAUUCGCGUCUUCAUUGUUCAUCCGAUUCGGCGAACGUAUCGCCUCCAAGACUGACUAAACACCUGAUGGGUAGAUCGGCGCCGAUCAGCGUCGGAUACUCGAGUAAACAGGUGUACGUUAAAGGCUCACCUUCGGCCAGCGGUUCCGGCGCUCUGGAGAAAGUCAUCGAGACCGAAUCGUCGCAGAGUAGUAAUUCGUCAUCGAAGCUGCGCCUGUCCGACGAUGAAAGCUCGUACAUGGAUAUGAAACCGGGCGUGUGCGAUGUGCCCGAUAAUGUCGGCGGCAGCGUCGUCGUCGCUCCCAAAGUCACUACUCCUGUCAUCGCUACCGCUACCGAUUUGCACGCUCGUAAAGAAAGUUUCACGAUACUGGAUCCGAGUAUUUGUCGUUCGGCUCCGGCCACCUGUACAACGCUGCCUCAUAUCAAACAACCGCUCAUCGAUACCGAAGGUAAACAGUUCAGAAACAACAGCAUCUCGACGCCGACCAGCGCCAGCUUAGGUGUCGCCACCGGUACUCCGGAGGGAUACAUGGAUAUGACGUUCAAAAGUCGACAACAGCCGACCAAAUCGAUACCUCGGAUACCGGAUAAGACGCCCGACGGAUACGUAGAUAUGUCGUUCAAAGGCGGUCGCAAGAAUCUGGUCGAUAGCAAUUCGACGAUGACGACGACGACGCCGGUAUCGUCUCGUCACUCGAACAAGUCAUCCGCAGAUACCAAAAAUCAUCAUAGCAACGCCUCUUGCUGUAGCGGCAAAGAGAACCAGAUGGUGGUCGAUCCUCGCCAGUCCUCCAAACCGAUCGCCAUCCAGCAAAAUAAAUGCAAACGAAGCAACAGCUCGGGGUUCUUUCGACGUAAACAGAGCGUCGACGAGACGAACAGCACGUCUACAAAACCGAAUUUCCUGCCUUUAGGCCUCUCCAUUCCUACGACGUUCGCCUCGCUGGGACGUAAAAGCAAGAAAACAGCCGCCGCGUUGUCGUCGAGUAGUAAAAAAGCCGAUAAAAUAGAAUCGCCGGCCGGAUCGAAUAGCGGUAUCAUGUUUCCACUCAGUCCCGACCGGACACCUUCGCUAGACUACGAUCCGAACUCAAAAUGCGCGAUUAGCGCAUCCGGCGAAAGUAUCAAGCUGACUGGUGGCGAUUACGAGAUACGAUCGUGCGAAAGAGUCGACCUAAUGGCGAACAACUGGGAUCACCAACGAGGUUCCUCAGCAGCUGCAGAAGAUGACGAACAUUCCGCGUACGCGAUCAUGACACCGGGUAUCGGAUUACUCCAAAGGAAGACCUCCGAACCAGCCUGCUUGAAUCAUCAUUAUAUUACCAACUCGAGAUCGCCUGCGAUCGGAUCCGCCAAAUAUCAUUCGCAUCAGCAGCACCAGCAACAACAACACCAGCAGCUGCUACAGAAUAGCAAAAGUUUACAUCGAAGUACCUCCGUACCUGCGGCCAUAUCGAAUAUUAAAAAUCGUAGUCCCUCGUUUUCGGAGCUGUGUUCGCGCAAAGAAUGCUGUCAUAGGGAGGAGAUGGACGAUAGAUCUGAUAUCAGCGGUUCCAGCAGUCGCACUCUUACCAACGAAUGCGAAACCAGCCAAAGAAUGGAUGUAGAUGUGACGGUCGGCUCGUCUUCGUCGUCGUCGUCGUGUGAAGCGAAACUAAACCUAGUCGAUGUUCCUAAAGCUUCCGCCAGCGAUUUGUCUGCCGUCAGGAUGAGAGAAAAAAUCACCUACGCCACGUUGGAUCUUCCACCGGCCGAACCAGACGAUAAUUCCAACAAAGAAGAUUCCGAAUCGUCGUCCAAUGCUAAGUUAUCAGAGAAAUCGAAAUUGACUUACGCUCAGAUCGACUUCGAAAAAGCCAGCAGUUCCUCUUUUAAUAAUAAUAAUAAUUAAUACUUUUAUCAAAGACGGUCCAUCGUUGUUUGAACUUUUUAUUUAAAAACUUCGAAUCGUCUAAAAAUAACUUAUUAUAAAAAACGAGAAAAAAAGAUGAAAAAAAAAACGAUAAUUAAUUUAUUUCUUCGUUUAAAAAAUUUGCAAUGCAAUUUUAUAACUUAUUUUGUAAAAUGUUUCGAAUUAUUGACUAAAAUUAGGACAGAUUUAUUUAUUCUUUUUUCUCUUCUUCUGUUGCUGCGUUAUUAUUUCUCCUUUUUUUCGUAUAUAUCGUUGGUGUAAAAAAUGUUACAUUUUUACGUGCUGUGCUUCGUUUUUUUCUUCUUUUUGUACCAGUGGUAUUGAAUUUUUUGGCAAGGGCCUGGUUUUAAGCAUUUAAGGAAUUGAUAAUUGAUUCGCUUUUACUCGCGAAAUAACGGCUUGCGUUUGUAAAAUGUAACGUUUUUUAACGAGUGUUUUUUCCUGUAUUUAGGCUAUUUUUAUCGUUAUUAGUAUUAUUAAAUUUUAGUAUUAUUAAAUUACGCUGUUGUUACUGUUAUCUUUAUUAACAUGUUGUACACCUCUUUUUUCUCUCGAUGAUUUUAGUCUUCUUUUUUUUUUCAAUGAAAAAUUCUGUACGUGAAUGGGAGUUAUCAAAAUAUUGUCUAGAACAUGUUAAAAUAUGUAUAAACGAUUUUGUGGUUUUUUUGUUUUUUUUUUAGAUAAAAAUAUGUAAUGGAAAAUUUUGUACGAAAAUCGUUUGGAAUUUUGGUUUUUGAGGGGAAUGUCUCGAUAGGUAAAUAGGUCAUUGUCCAUUUUUACAUUCCUAAUUUAAAUUUAUUUUAUUGUAUUGUUUUCGGUCUUGUGUUUUACUCCUUUUUUCUUUGUUGUUCGUAUCGUUCGUAAAUAUUGAGAAAAUUUUACGAAACGACGAAUCAUUGUUUUUUUCCUGAUGUUUUACAUUUUUUGAUAACGUGUUUUUUUGAUAAAAAAAAGUUUUAGAAAAAUUGUACCUAUUUUUGAAUGAAAUAAAUUUAAGCUAGAAAUUUUUUCUGUUUUUGUUUUUAAAAAAAAUCGCUUUAAAUUAGCAGCGCUAAUUAACUUUCUGUGUACUAUUUUUUUUUAUUACCCUAAUGCUCAAUAUGUUAUGUGAACUAUACCAAGGAUAUAUUCCAGUUUUUAAUUUAAUGACCCAUUUUAUAGAGUAACGGUUACCACUAAUGGCAGUUUUUUGCUUAGAGAAUAAUUUUUUUGUUAAUGUUGCAAAGAUAAAUUCUUCAUAAUAGUUAAUUUUGAACGAAUUUCAUGUAUUGUACCUAAUUUUUUCCUUUUACAUUAUUUUUCUUUUGUCGUCGUCUUAGAGAAUUUACUGUUUGGAAUUAUUAUUAUUAUUAUGAUAGGAUUCUUGAUAAUUUUAGUAAAUUUUAUACGCAAGUGUAGAGAUUUUUUUUGUUUGUUUUUUUGAUUUUUUUUCCUGUUUUGUUCGAUUUUUUUUUCUUUUGUUUUGUGGUAUUUUACUUUCAUAUUCAGUAUAAAUGUGGAAUUUUUUUUUCGUUUUUUCCUUUUCAUUUGUUUUGUAAGGUUAAGAUUUCUUUUUUUUUUCAACAGUUGAUAAUUUUUAUUAGAGAAUUUUUUUGUACACUUUUAUCAUGUUGUCAUUAAAAAAUAAGAGAUGGUAAUAUUUUGUAUGAGAUAAAUGGUCUAGAUAUGUAUAAUUGUUUCUUGCUUUAAACAUGAUUAAAAAAUUUUAAAAUUUA
Molecule: messenger RNA, 6586 nt
Organism: Planococcus citri (citrus mealybug)
Lineage: Eukaryota; Metazoa; Arthropoda; Insecta; Hemiptera; Pseudococcidae
Gene: chico
Product: chico
Exons: 16
Coding region: 558-4850 (1430 amino acids)
Biological process (GO): insulin receptor signaling pathway
Cellular component (GO): cytosol; plasma membrane
Molecular function (GO): phosphatidylinositol 3-kinase binding; insulin receptor binding
Source: RefSeq, a predicted model, not a curated record